AUGACCUCCCAGCGACCGGGCGCCUGUCGCCCGCUGACGGUGUCGAGCUUGGCCCGCACUCCGCAAGACCUCGAGGCCCAGUGGGAUUCCUUCGCCGAGGCCGAACUCGGCGGUACCCUGGAAACCGAGGCGUCCCUGCUGCGCUUGGCCUGCCGGUCGCCGGAUUCGGCACACAUUUGGCCGGUCAUCCCGGGCCCGGGGCCCGAUGCCCAUGGGAAUGGCCCCCGGCCGGGGUCGGGCUCCAAUGUCCGGUCAUUCCUCCGGCUGCUGCUGACCAUUGCCGCCGGGACGAGCGAAGGCAUGGGCCUGGACACGGCGCAUGCCUUGCGGGCUGAGGCCGCCGCCGCGCCCGAUGCCGCGGCCACAACCACCACCACCACCACCACCGGGGCCUUCAUCUCGGACCAGGAGCUCGCCGGGCAGAGCCUGCACUUUGAGCAGUUCCUGUCGCAGGUGGUUUUGCAACUGGCGCAUCUGGGCGGCAGCGGCACGGCCGGCGAUGGGGCCCAGUCUCCAAGCGACCCGGCAGGUGGCUCCGCCUCCCCCCCGGCCGGUGCUGCCAAUGGCGGCGGGCCGCCACUGAUGAUGGACCUCCUAUCGCGGCGGCGCUUGCGCUUGGCCUUCUUCCUGCGCUCCGGCCAAUGCCCGCUGGACUUGACCCCGCAGCAUUUGACCGCCGGUCGGCCUUUCCCCUGGCAGCCGGCCGCCUUCGAUGCCGGGGACCUUUGGGAUGCCUUCUACCCGAUUGCCGGGCGUUUGGCCACCGUGCAUGCUCCCGGCCCGGAGGAUGCCCUCUGGCAGCGGCUGCUGGCGCUUCAUCCGCUUCUGGGACCCGGCGUGCCGGGCCCAAGCCCCGGCCAAGACCCGGCCAGUGCGGCCUCCUCGCCGGGCCCCCUUCCGACCCAUGCGUCCAUUUGCUUCCGGUGGGAGCUGGCCCUGUUGGCCAUUCAGUCACAGCAACUGCUGGUCGCAUCGCGCAUUCUCCUGGCCAGUGCCACAUCAGUGCCGCUGAGCGCCUCGCGCCGACGGGACUGCCUGGCCCUGCUGCGCUUCCUGGCUCUCGCCCGAGGCCCGGCCCCUGGCUCCGGGACCGCGGCGCCGGACGUGGCGACCUCCGCCGCGGCCGCCUCCGCCUCCUCCUCGGCCCUGCAACUGCCGCUGGCCGUGGCAGUCCCGCACUCGGGGGCCGGCGACACCAGCCAGCUGGUCACCAUUUCCAGCUGCUGGAUCCUGGCCGUGGUCAAUGCCCUGGCACCGCAGAUGGACUCCAAGCCCGGCUCGACCGAGCUCCUGCGCGACCUGUUCCUCCACUCGUCCCUCUCCGGGACAUCGCUCUGCCCCUCGACCGCCGGCAUCAUCAUCGGCGUCCUGUCACACUAUAGCAUCCAGUUCAUGGGGCCCGGUGAGCCGGAGCCCAACAGCGAUGAUCCCGACCAUGUUGCCAAGGCCGGCCUGAGCCUGGCCUUCACAAAUUACCUCCAGCGCUGCCUGGCCGAGCUGAGCAGCAGCGCACGCAGUGCCCGGCUCACGCGGAACCUGUCGCGCGCCCACCUUCAGAACUUGUCCCUUCGGCACAAGGCCGAACGGGCCACCCGCGGUGUGGUCAUCCAUGAGGAAAGCACGUGCUGCCUGUGCGGCAAGCAACUGAUUCAGGAGCCAUCCGGCCUGUCAGCCGCCGCCGCCGCCUCGCAUGACGCUCAUUCCGGGGGCUUCGUGAUGAUCCCGCUCUUUAGCACGGCCAGCGACUACGAUUUGGCCGGGGACCUGUCGCCCCGAGAUGGCCAGGCCAUGGCCGUCUACCUGGCUCAAGGAAUGUCCGCCUCGUUUGCGCGUCCGCCGCCGGCCGGCGUUGAGCGCCUACCGCCUGAGCCCACAGGUGUCGGCACGGCCCAUGUCCAGUGUGCCAACCUGGCCGGUCUAUUUUGA
Molecule: messenger RNA, 1926 nt
Organism: Fonticula alba
Lineage: Eukaryota; Rotosphaerida; Fonticulaceae
Exons: 2
Coding region: 1-1926 (641 amino acids)
Source: RefSeq, a predicted model, not a curated record